GACAUGGGAAUGCUUAAUAAUUUGGCAGAUUUAAUCAAAGUGAAGAAGGAUAAAAUGACAAUAUUGGUGCUGGGCCUAAAUAACAGUGGCAAAUCGACAAUAGUGAAUCACUUCAAGAAAUCAAAUGAACAGUCUGCAAUAAUGGUGCCAACAGUUGGCUUUCUGGUCGAACAAUUUUACACCAUGGGCGUGAGUAUUAAGGCUAUGGAUAUGUCCGGCGCUACACGCUACAGAAAUCUUUGGGAACACCAAUUCAAGAACUGUCAAGGCAUUAUUUACGUUAUUGACUCCAGUGACAGAAUGCGAUUCGUUGUUGUUAAAGACGAACUAGAUAUCGUGCUACAGCAUCCAGAUCUUUGCAAUCGCACAGUGCCCAUACUUUUCUAUGGCAACAAAUCAGAUCUCGAGGAUUCGCUGUCCAAUGUCAAAAUUGCUGCAGCCUUGGGACUGGAUAAUAUCAAGGACAAACCUUGGCACAUCUGCUCCAGCAACGCCAUCUCUGGCGAAGGCUUGGACGAGGGAGUCCAGUGGUUGGUGCAACAAAUUCGCUUCGCAGUGCUAAGCCAUAGAAAGGGCAGCAAGUCAAAGAAUAACGCCAAGAGCAAUAAAUAAAAUACUUAAUGUUUGUGUAAACUUUCAACUUAAACUUGUAGUUUUUCAUUAAUUUUGACCGAUGCGCCGGCGGCUUUAUUAUAGAAUUCAUCUUAUAAAAACACCCAGUUGAAUGUGAGCUUAUUUCUUGCUGUUCAGGAUGAUACCAUCGUAUUUCUGUUGGAACCAUU
Messenger RNA from Drosophila albomicans, 782 nucleotides. RefSeq names its product ADP-ribosylation factor-like protein 6 (gene Arl6). The record is from RefSeq and is a predicted model, not a curated record. Gene Ontology annotation, biological process: protein localization to cilium; intracellular protein transport; vesicle-mediated transport. Gene Ontology annotation, cellular component: axoneme; cytoplasm. Bases 4 to 612 code for a protein of 202 amino acids. The transcript has 4 exons. Lineage: Eukaryota; Metazoa; Arthropoda; Insecta; Diptera; Drosophilidae. Gene Ontology annotation, molecular function: GTP binding; GTPase activity.